Messenger RNA from Neolamprologus brichardi, 1473 nucleotides. It is a transcript of the gene synprb, whose product is annotated as synaptoporin b. NCBI's taxonomy places the organism in Eukaryota, Metazoa, Chordata, Actinopteri, Cichliformes, Cichlidae. The record is from RefSeq and is a predicted model, not a curated record. Gene Ontology annotation, cellular component: synaptic vesicle; synaptic vesicle membrane.
GGUGACUAAAGCUGUCUGCACUGUGCGGAGUUGGGCUCUGUGAUUUUUAAAUGUGUAUGGUUAUAUUUGCUCCGAUUUUUGCCAUCUGUGCUUUUGCAACAUGUGGAGGAUACUAUGGUCACCUCCAGGUUAAAGUGGACUGUGCAGACAGGAGGCAGAAUAACCGCAGCAUCAACAUUGAUUUCGGGUAUCCUUUCAGAUUACAGCAAGUGCAUUUUAAAGCUCCUUUGUGCAAAGAGAACAGAGAUGAGAUUAUUUUCCUGGAAGGUGACUUCUCCUCAGCAGCCCAAUACUUCAUGACUGUGGGUGUCUUUGCUUUCCUGUACUCGCUGUUGGCAACGAUUGUCUAUGUCUUCUACCAGAACAAGUACUUGAAGAACAACAGAGGUCCACUUGUGGACUUUGUUGUUACGAUCAUCUUCUCCUUCAUGUGGUUGGUCAGCAGUUGUUGUUGGGCCAAAACUCUUUCUGAUAUAAAGACAGCCACCAACCCAACACAGGUGCUUCUUCUCAUCACUUCCUGCAGAGCUCAGGAAAACAAAUGCGCAGCUACAGAGGAGCCUCUCUGGUCACGUCUUAACACAUCUGUGGUCUUUGGCUUUGUUAAUGUUAUCCUUUGGUCUGGGAAUAUUUGGUUUGUCUUCAAAGAGACGGGCUGGUACAAGACUGGACAGAGAUAUCCGACCAGGAGUGCGUCUGGGAAACGCUCAGGUUCAAUGCGACAGCGGCUCUACAGCGAGAGCAGCUUCGACCAGCCAGAGGAGAACUUUGCUCCCUCUGGACAAAACAGUUUCAAUCUGUCAAAGGGAGACUUUGAUCACCAGUUGCAGAGGCAAGCUAGCAUCAACCAGUCACAGGUAAGCUUCAGCUUACCACAAACAUAUCUUGGUAAACCGGUAAUUUAUGACAGAGAAGAUAAAGUGGCUUCUCAAGGUCCGAUGAUAUUUGUCAAUGAGAUGUGACUUAGAGUUUGAUCAUGCACAUGCACGUAGAGAACUGAAUGAAAAUUUGCCACUGCUGUUUUGAGUUUGUGAAAAUGACAUACAUAUGAAACUUAUACGCUCAUGAUUGCUCAAGAAUACUGUUUCUGAGAUCUCUGGGUCAUUUUGCAUGUUUUACUGUGUAUUUUCUAUUUUCCUAAGACUAAGUUUCAUCUAAAUCUCAUUUAAACUCUGCAUUUCCAGAAAACAGUUACACUGAGAUAGGAUCUGGUUGCUUUAGCGUUAUCAUUCUGGGGCUUUGAGUUGUUCAUAAAGAAAUGAUUUUACUUCACAAACUGUAUAAGUGCUUGAUCUUACCUUUAAAUGAAAAAACACAUCACACUACAGUGCUCUCUAAUAUGUAAUAUGGAAAUAUGUUGUAUCAGUGGACAAAUACAUGUAACUAGUGUCUGAGCAUUCUCCCAUGAAUAUUUAACGUUUGACUGUUCUGCAUAAUUGAUUCUGUUUGUUAUUAGCACUGCAGUGUCUCCAU